This is a messenger RNA of Coregonus clupeaformis (lake whitefish), 5130 nucleotides long. RefSeq names its product carbohydrate sulfotransferase 2-like. Gene Ontology annotation, molecular function: N-acetylglucosamine 6-O-sulfotransferase activity. Bases 3181 to 4578 code for a protein of 465 amino acids. The transcript has a single exon. Gene Ontology annotation, cellular component: Golgi membrane. The record is from RefSeq and is a predicted model, not a curated record. Gene Ontology annotation, biological process: sulfur compound metabolic process; carbohydrate metabolic process; N-acetylglucosamine metabolic process. Lineage: Eukaryota; Metazoa; Chordata; Actinopteri; Salmoniformes; Salmonidae.
AUGAUUGGAACCAUUUCCCUGUUUGACCGCUAGGUUUUAUGGGUAAUAUGACUCAUACUGUGGUACUCUAUUACAUAACAAGCCUGGCUUCUAUUUUUGCCAUUAUUACAUUUUAGUUGAGAUAGCCUACAGAAUGUACAAUCAGAUGACGAAGAGAUUAGGAAGUUUAGGAUAGGCUAUUUAAUAAUCAUAUUUAGAGAGGUAAAGAAAUAGUUCCCCCUGAAGUAUUUCCAAAACACUGUACUACAAUCAUAGUCUGCAAUAAUAAUGCUCAAAUAAACAGUUUGAUUUUGAAUAAUAUUUUCUCAAAGUUUCUAUUUGCACAUUUAUAAGAUACAAUCUCAACGAAUUGGCUAUUUACCUUGCUCUCAUUUUUUCAUACUGACAGGAAUUAUAGGAUCACAUUGUGUGUGUGCCUGCAUGUGAUGUUUCCUGCAUCUUCCUUCACAGAAAGACAUUUGGGAUGACGAAGAUACAAAGCAUAUUAGAUCAAUAUAAUAACAUUGCUUCUAGGAGCAGCAUGACUUUGAGGACAUUGUGUAACUGCAGAUACAUGUCACAUAGGCCUAUACUGCACCAUUUAAUACCAGAGGGCUUUUAGGUAAUGAACAUGCCAUUGUACCAUUAAACCAAGGAAGAUUGGGAUACAGGUUGGUCAAAUUGAAACAUUUAAAUGUUUCACAUUUUAGUCAUUUAGUAGACGCUCUUAUCCAGAGCGACUUACAGUGCAUAAAAAAAAUGUCAUACUGGAAACAAGGGGCAAUCAGCAGUUGAAAUAAUUACAAUGCGUUUUCCCCGCCCCUGUUUCGGUAAAAAGCUGAAUUAUGGGGCUGGAGAAAUGUAACCACUCUCAAAUUCAGACAGAGCUAUGGAUGCAAUGACUGACCAUCCAUGAUAUAAAAAUGAUAGUUUUAACCAUGUUUACAAACAUUGGAGUAGAACACGUUUAUAUUCUGGGUGCUGAUGGGGUACGACAGCUGAACUAAGCUCAUGAGGCAAUUAUAAUUUAUGUUCUUCAAGAACCAAUGGGUACAUAUAAUUAAUUUAUAAAUCCUCAAAUGGAUGCAGCAACUGCAGAUUUCCCCUUUAAUGUAAACUGUUUUAUUUUUCUAAUCUGGGUGAACAUAUCUCCUGAAAUAACUUUAGGCGUAAAUCUGGAUUACAAAUAAUACAUUUAACAAUUCAUCAAUUAAGUUUCUUUAACUUACUUUUCUAUAAGACAUAAAUAAUUGACAACAGAUGCAGUAGCCUACAUAAUUUCCAACGGUUUACCAGACCCAAAUGGAAUUGAAAUAUUCCCUUUGCCCCACCAGAUGGCAAUCUUUGCAAAGCAACUGGCCACAAAGCAGUGACUGUAUCCAAAAGACUAAGAGUAAAGAAAACACAAAUUUACCAAGAAAUCCUCUCAGGAAAAGAGUACCCUAAUAGUGAACUAAAAACUAUUGAGACAACUGUAGGACACCCAAUAGACAUGCCCAAACCCUCCUAUUUUUGGCCUCCAUUAGUGUAAUAACACAUGAACUGACACGUGAGUGGAUAAUUUUCAAUCGGUAGGGCAUUUGGUCCGUGCCCCUAAAACAUAUGGGUUUAUCGCUUCCCAGGCCUGUCAAUUCCACGCUAACAGCUGUCGAAAAGCAGAUUACCUCUGAUUCCAAUGUGCCUAGUGAGAUAGAGAGGACAGGACAGGACAUGAUAGGAUUGGCAGUUCAGUUACCGGGUUGACCACCUCUCACCGGGAACAACUCUCAUUGCCUAUCGUUCAUUGGUCCCGUUUUCAACCGGGCGCCAGGUCUACAGUACCUCUUGAGACUGGGCAAUAUACAUGUCUCUAAUGGGAGCUAUCGAUUACUUGCUGCCUAGGCCUGCACAAUAUGAGAGGGAGAGACAGAUAUGGUGAAACAUGAUCAAUAAUAUUCCCAACAGACCUUGAAUGUAGGCUAUUGUCUGUUCUCUCUGAAAAUGCAACAAAACAUACGAUUUGAAAAUACUACCAAACAUUCUUACUUGAUAUGAUACAUUGUAAAAUUGAAACAAAGUAUGUAACAUAUUUGUACUAAUAGCCUAGUUGCAUAACAGUGCGCUAAGCAAGUCUAUAAAUUAAAGGACUGGAGCGGUGUCGACACAAUGACACAGGCAGAAGGGAGACCAGCAUCCCUUCCAUUUCUAUUCUAUCCUAACAACAGCAUCAUUUCCCACCGUGGUGACGUCUACCAUUGCUGUGAGAUUUUGUUGUCCCCCACGAUGAAAUCCGGGAGGGGACUGUGGAUCUGUCUCCAUCCGUCCGUUCCUUUGUACGUUAGUCAUACGCGAUAUCUCAGAUAGAGAUAAUUAACUUACAUUUGUGAAACUGAAAUGUGUUAGUCACACGCGAUAUCUCAAUUAGCCCAAGGGGGGGCGCUUACAAUGUUUACCGUUGCCUUUUUUCAAAUACGGGCUUCUCGAGAACAGUGCGUUCAUUGUUGACAGACGUGCGGAAGAACCAAGGGCGCAACUCGCUUACGCACGUAUCCUAUCACGCUCCAAUGGCGUCUAGAGAAGGGAGGGCCUUUCUUCCUGUAGUCUGAUUAAAUCAGUCCAGUUUCAAUUGGAAGAGAUAAAAUACCGCACAUCAGGAAUAAGGGAAAGAUCUUUGAUUCUUUGGACGAAUAGACUUCACCUAUGGAUAUACCUGCGACGUUUAGAGGUAUUUGUUCCUCAGCGUAUGUUGAAAAGGAUCCAAGAAGAGGUUGGAGCGCGUAAUUACUAACGUAUUACUUGUAUGCUGUGGUUCAAUGUUCCUAUAGGCUCCAUCUAUACUGGGGCGCAUCAGAUUUUAGCUGCGCUGAGAUGCCUACACUGAAUGUUGUCAAGGAGGGCGUAAAUUGUUUGCUUGAAUGGUUCCUCGUUUUGUUUUUGAUGGCAGGCCAAACGCAAAACGCACUGUAAUACCCGUAAUAGAAACAUUUUCAUUUGAAGAGCCUUGCGCACUGCAGUAAAAGCAGGGCAGCGUUAUCGUAUUUUGGUUUGCGAAUCAGAUUGUGAUAUCGAAUCUGCUGGCUGGGGUAUUACCUAAUCAUUUAGCAUUGGAUUCGUUCGGUAUCAAUUUCCACCGGAGAUAUUCAACACGCCGUACGGGUUUGCCUAUUGUAAAUGUAAGAACCCUUCGCCCAGUGGUGAGAGCCACUCACUCCUAGGUUACAGAUGAGAGGGAAACAAUACCAUCAACAACUGAAGUUGACAGCGCCUUGGGAGAAGGAUGCUGGCUACGGGAGAAAGCUCAAAACGUACAGGAACCAUACUAAGAUAAUAGCCCAGCCCGGCAUUGUGAUGAAGGUGCUACGCAGAAAGCGGAUUGUGUUGUUUAUAGCCUAUAUCUUACUGCUGGUGCUGACCAUGCUGAACUUGGCCAACUAUAAAUGGACUAAAGAGCCCCAGCAGUGCAAUCACCAGAUGAGGAGCACUACCUAUCAUGGCAGAUCAGAUAUCCGGUUCCUCUACAGACCCUCUCUGGCCAAGAAGAGACAGUUGGUCUAUGUUCUGACCACAUGGAGGUCUGGGUCCUCCUUUUUCGGGGAGCUGUUUAACCAAAAUCCUGAAGUGUUCUUCCUGUAUGAACCCAUGUGGCACAUCUGGCAGAAGCUGUACCCGGGAGACGCGGUGUCUUUACAGGGGGCAGCCAGGGACAUGCUCAGCUCCUUAUACCGCUGUGAUCUCUCUGUGUUCCAGCUGUACAACAGCCCAGGGGGAAAGAACUUUACUUCCCUAGGACUCUUUGGGGCCACCCUGAAUAAGGUGGUGUGCUCCUACCCCCUCUGCUCCGCCUACAGGAAAGAGGUGGUGGGUAUGGUGGAUGACAAGGUGUGUAAAAAGUGCCCCCCUCAAAGCCUUAGACUACUAGAGGAGGAGUGCCUCAAAUACAGCACUAUCGUUAUUAAAGGGGUGCGUAUCCUGGAUGUUAAUGUACUAGCCCCCCUCAUGGAGGACCCGUCCCUGGACGUGAAGGUAGUCCACCUGGUCAGGGACCCCCGGGCCGUGGCCAACUCCAGGAUCAAGUCCCGACAUGGGCUGAUCCGGGAGAACCUGCAGGUGGUCCGGAGCAGGGACCCCAAGCUCCGCAGGAUCCCCUUCGUAGACCCCAAUCACAAAGCCAACAAGAAGGACGGCUCGGACUACCACUCCAUUGGAGCCAUGGAGGUGAUCUGUGACCGCACCUCCCGGACCCUGAGGACUGCCUUAAACCCUCCCAGUUGGCUCAAAGGGAAGUACAUGGCUGUACGCUAUGAGGACCUGGUGGAGAACCCUGUGAAGAUCCUGAGGAACAUCUACCGCUUCGCCAACCUCACCACCAACCAUGACAUUGAAUUGUUUGCUCUGAACAUGACAGGCGGGUCUAGCUCGUCCUCCAAGCCGUUCAUAGUGUCCUCCAGGAACGCCACUCAGGCUGCCAGCGCAUGGAGAACAGUGCUCAGCAUCCAGCAGAUCAAACAGGUGGAGGACUACUGUCAUCACUCCAUGGCUGUCCUGGGCUAUGACAGAGUCAGGACGGCCGGGGAGGCCAAGGACCUUAGUAAGUCUUUACUGACGGUCUCCAAACUGUGACAGAAAAAUAUGUAUUUUUCCUUUCCACCAAAGACAGUGAAUUUAAUGUCAUUUUGCAUCUAGUGCCAUUCCGUUAAUCGUGGAAUAAAAAAGCGUUACUUUGAAUUAGUGUUUUUGAGGAAUUCCACUUCUUGGCCACAUUGGAAUGUAUUUUAGUUUUAUUUUUCAGUUCAAUUGCAGACAGUUGUAUUUGACAGGACCAUUACUUUUGUAUCUGGAAAACUGGAUGUUUUUGACAAAGCCUGAAGGCUUAUGAACAAUGACUUGAAUAUUGAAACUGCAACUAUGGAAACAAACAAACACUGUAUGAUUAAUGUAUCUUGUUAUGAAAACACUUCAAAGUGGAUGUUUUGGGAGUUAUUUUGAAUGUUCCAAAAUUGAGAUUUUUUCUUUCUUUCAGUAUCCAUAAUGUUUGUAAAAGUGAAAAACCAGUGGAUGAAAAAAAAAAAGCAUUAAUUCAUCAAAAAGCUAAUUGUUUGAGCAGGUUAUGUUACGUUGUGAGUAAUGGAUGGACUCAGAGACAAUCAUUAAACUGGUCUGUUAUAACUAUAA